UCCUCUUCCUAGUAACGCGCGCCCACCGCCCACGUUCCUCCUUCCCUGCCCACCCAGCAUCUCCGGGCGCCUUUGCAAAACCGAGGGCUGCCCACAUCCCGCCCCUCUCCGCCGAAUCCAGAAAAUGCACAGCAAGACCCUUGUUGGGCGUGCGCGCGCACGCACCCUAGGCCAUGCACACCGCCGAGGCACAGACUGUAUAUACGGCGUCUCCGUCUCUAAUGAAUGAGCCUCUCGCCGAGCCCCUCCCUUUCAGCCUUGCCGGCAACCUCCAAACGGGAAAUCCUACUUUUCCUCCCCCGCCCCAGUUAUUCCGCGGCUCCCUGACCGACCUCGGUUUGGGUUAAAGGGCUGCCGCAGCUGUCUCCGCCCCCCCCCCCCGGCUUUCAUCUCCUCCUCCUUCCUCCGUCUAUUUCCAGAACGGGCGUCCUCUAGCGGCUUUGCUUCGGCCAGCCGCACCAGCUCCCGCCGAGCCGGGCGAGGAAGGCGGCGAUCGUGGAGCUCAACUUGGGCGCCCGCCUGCCCGCCCUUCGCGCAGUACCGGCUACUCCGUCCGGCAUCUCCGUCCUCCAGUGCACCGUGAACUAAAAAAGUGAGAACCACUGCUCUAGGCCCUACCCUGCCUCCUAAAAGCCCUGACGUCCAGCUUCCAGCCCCAAUCUCCAUACCUCCUGGAAAAUUCAGGAGUCCUGAUGUGCAGCUCUCUGCCAUAGAUGCCUUAGUCCUCCUAGAAUACCCAGGAAUUCUGUGUCCAUUUUGGAGAAACACAGCAGAGCCCCGCCCCUGAAGUUAAAAGGAAGCUGCCCACGUAACCCAGGAGGGUGGCAACAGCAGUGCUACAAUUCCUGGGCCAAGCAAUUUCAUCGAGGAUUUAGAAAACGGCCCCCUCCCACCAUGAAGAAACCCCCCAAGGUCAGCUGGGGAUGUGAUGUUCCACCCAGGCAUUGUAAAGCCAGCCAAAACCACUGACCCUCCUUGGCAGCCACCUUCCAUCUCUGUAGAUUGCUCCCUCGUACGUCCAGCAGAGUGCGCCACUGCUCUCACCCUGCCGCUCCCCCAAUUACUACACAUGGACCUAGCAGUGCCCCGGAUGGCAGAUUUGAUGCCCUACUUCCAGCUUGCAGCUGCUCACGUGCGGACUCGGAUCACCAGGGACUUGGCAUUGGCAUCUUGCUACCCUACUGCCUGGCAUUGAUCUGGACCAGUUGGCAUCCUGGAUCCAGCAAUACUGAAGCAAUCUGACAAUCACCCCUUGAACCAGUUUGCAGGCCAGGGUUACCAGAUCCUUGCCUGGAGAGGAUGACUAAACUUUGGCGCACGAAAACAUCAAGGCACCAUGUCGGGAGAUUAUGAUGAAGACAGACACCGCAGGGCAAUGGAGCUUCUUCAUGUGCUAUGUUCCAACACGUGUGCCGCCCAGGAACGCGAGAAAUGUCAGGAACUGACAGGCCAUGUGGGUCCCAUCAACUCAGAAAUCUUGGUCAGCCUUCUGUCGGUGAUUGUGACCUUCUGUGGGAUUGUGCUCCUGGGUGUCUCCCUCUUCGUCUCGUGGAAGCUUUGCUGGAUCCCUUGGCGGGACAAAGGCUCCUCUUCACAAGCCCAGCGCAAGGAGCACCCCCUCCACGCUCACCUCCACCACUCGCCUUUUGGGGACCUCCUGGCCGAGCGGGUGGAGCUGGGUCCCGAGAUGCCCGAGAGGUCUUACCUUGAUAUGGACUCCUACCCUGAGGCCAACCUCAAGGUCAGCCAGACCUCCCCUGACCUCCCUGUGGAAGGCCAGACCAGUACCAAGGAAGGCACCAUUCCCAAUGCCCACUCCCAUCAACAAGUAGCAAGCUUGGCACCCACGCCCAGGUACAAUACACUGCCACGCCCCGUGACCCAACAGUUGAGCAGCCCAGACACAGGAGUCCAUGGCGGGGAGGAGAAGGUAGAACAAGUGACUAGCAUUGGGCAGAUUAAACCCGAAUUGUAUAAACAGCGCUCAGGCGAGUCGGACUCCAAGAAAGGGGAGGCCGCGAGUUGUGGGCGGAUCAGCUUUGCCCUGCGCUAUGCCUACAGCACGGAGCAGCUGGUGGUGAGGAUCCUCCGGGCCUUGGACCUGCCUGCGAAAGAUGCCAAUGGCUUCUCAGACCCCUAUGUGAAAAUGUACCUAUUGCCUGACCGUAAGAAGAAGUUCCAGACCAAGGUGCAUCGCAAGACGCUGAACCCUAUUUUCAACGAGACUUUUAGCUUCAACGUCCCCUUUGCUGAGCUGCCCUCCCGCAAGCUUCACUUCAGUGUCUACGAUUUCGACCGCUUCUCCCGUCACGAUCUCAUCGGCCAAGUUGUUCUAGACAACCUGCUGGAGAUUGCGGAGCGGGACAAUGAUGCUCCCCUCUGGAGGGACAUUAUGGAAGCCAGUUCGGAAAAAGCAGAUCUGGGGGAGCUGAAUUUCUCCCUCUGUUACCUGCCCACAGCAGGGCGUCUCACAGUCACCAUCAUCAAGGCCACCAAUCUCAAAGCCAUGGAUCUGACUGGAUUUUCUGAUCCCUAUGUCAAGGCAUCCCUCAUGUGUGAAGGGAGGCGGCUGAAGAAGCGCAAGACCUCCAUCAAGAAGAACACACUCAACCCCAGUUACAAUGAGGCCCUUGUCUUCGACAUCCCCCAGGACAGCAUGGAACAUGUCAGCAUCACCCUGGCGGUCAUGGAUUAUGACUGCAUUGGGCACAACGAAGUCAUUGGGAUGUGCCGAGUGGGCAGUGACGCUGAUGGACCUGGGAGGGAUCACUGGGCUGAGAUGCUGGCAAAUCCACGUAAACCCAUUGAACACUGGCACCAGCUGGUAGAGGAGAAGACUUUGAACAGCUACAUCAACAAGAAUCCUCCAGCACGGGACAAACCCAGCAUCGUAGUAGAAAGCAUUCAUUCGGACUAAGGCAACCACCACCAGCCCUCCACCACCAGGGACUGGAUCCAGUGUUGUGCGCUGAGCCUCAGAACUUUCUGGACGGUUGUUUCCUCUGCCCCACCCUACAGGAACUGCCGGCGGGGGGCCAUCUGAGGGUGGGAGGCAAGAUUCUGCCCUUCCUCAAUCCCCCAGGAAGUCGCUGCCUGUUGCAUUUUUCUUUCCAAAGCCAUAAAGGCAGCCACCAAGGAGCAUUUUUCAUGCAGGGAGGGUUCACAUUGGGUGUCUAGAAUGGAAAGACACUCCCCCUUUUCCCUAGUCCCUUUUUACCUGGUGGGGGUAGGGGAGCAGUGACCAUUGGUGACAAGCAUGUUUUGGAGUCUUUAUUAUGAUAGAAUGGUCAAGUUGGAGCUUAGGCGGGUCACCUUUCUGUUCUGACUGAGGUUCUGUAUCUUUAAUAAGCUGGAGGACAGGCAGAAAUUCAGUAGGUGUUCACAAAACGCACAUGUUGGGGAGGCGACUGCUCUAUUGGAGUUCUGACAUCAAAAGCCACGGGGGGGGGAUCUUUAACUGACUCCCAGAUUUAACUUUCUCCCCUCUCCUCUUUCCCCCAUCCCAUAUAUGGGAUUUAGCUCUCCUUCCAGCUAUGAAUUUAGGACAAAAUGACUGUUUACCCUGUGCUGGGGAAUGAGUUGGGUUUUUUUAAGGUCUCUCUCUUUUACUUAUUGGUAGGAUUGGGAAUGUUCUUUCUGCUGCCCUAUGAGGGGGCGGGUCCUUCAUUUUGCCAGGAUGCAGGCCGGGCCCUUUGCUCCAAUCUGCACUGACCUCUAACCGAAGCAGAGGAGGGAGACUGGGAGACUUUACUUCCCUCCCUCCACUGCCCGGAGAGUUGCGUAUGCCCUCCCAGUCAUGUCUCCCUGCGCCUCGCCUCCCCUCUCCCCAGCAUUGAGCAAGACCACAGCAUCUCUCCACGCAACAUUGGGGGAGGGCUUGUGUCAUCUAAAGGCUCCAUGAAGGACAGCGUUUGAGGCCACAUUUCCUCCUUGUUUAACCUGGAUUUGGACCUCCCUGAACUUCCAACAUAGUCAACCGAUUCUGGACUCUGUAUGUGCGUGUGUGUUAAGUGUAGGGGGGUAACAGUGUCCCUCUUCCCCUCCUUCCCUAAACCUUGUUUAAUUUUGUUCUUCUGUGGUUUGCAUGGUUGCCCUUCACCCAGUCGGGGAGGGUGACUGUUUCCCAGAUUUAAACUGGGAGAGUGCCUGUUCAGAGAACCCAGGUGUCCUAAUUCUGUCCAAUGAAAAUCCUGCUUGUGUCACUCUUUUCCUGACUCUCCCCCCCCUUUCUUCUUGUUUGGAAUGUCAAAAGUUUUCCCCCCUCACUCUCCUUCUAUGCGCCCCCCCUUCAAACGCACGUCUGUUUGUCAUUUUGUCUUUGUCCUCUGUUUUUUGAUCUUCUGUCCUGUUCAUGGUUGGUUGGGUUUUUUUUUUUAAUAUAAAAAGUGUGUGAAAUGAAAGGAGGGGGGGAACCAAACUAGAAAAACAGCCCUGCUUCCUAAACUUCUGUCCCCCUUUUUUUGGAAAAGCCAUAUACCUCCCCUCAUUGCUCGGGUACCACCCACCCAGUGUAAGUGGGGGAGGGGAGGGGGCCGGAAGGUAUUCUCUCUCUGCAAUAGGUUUGGAACUUGAAGCUGCUGCUAAAGAAGCCGUGACAUCAAUAAAACUGGAUAAAAACACAA
Molecule: messenger RNA, 4622 nt
Organism: Rhineura floridana
Lineage: Eukaryota; Metazoa; Chordata; Lepidosauria; Squamata; Rhineuridae
Gene: SYT3
Product: synaptotagmin 3
Exons: 12
Coding region: 1337-2917 (526 amino acids)
Biological process (GO): cellular response to calcium ion; regulation of calcium ion-dependent exocytosis; calcium-ion regulated exocytosis
Cellular component (GO): membrane
Molecular function (GO): calcium-dependent phospholipid binding; clathrin binding; phosphatidylserine binding
Source: RefSeq, a predicted model, not a curated record